This is a messenger RNA of Phragmites australis (common reed), 1618 nucleotides long. RefSeq names its product mitochondrial import receptor subunit TOM40-1-like. Lineage: Eukaryota; Viridiplantae; Streptophyta; Magnoliopsida; Poales; Poaceae. Gene Ontology annotation, cellular component: mitochondrial outer membrane translocase complex; mitochondrial outer membrane. The coding region runs from base 99 to 1097 and encodes 332 amino acids. The record is from RefSeq and is a predicted model, not a curated record. Gene Ontology annotation, biological process: protein import into mitochondrial matrix. Gene Ontology annotation, molecular function: transmembrane protein transporter activity. The transcript is spliced from 11 exons.
ACCAGGCCCAGAGUUGCCAGGAACAUAAAAUUCUUGUUCAGAGCGCCGAGCCAACCCCGUACCCAACCCCAAAACCCCCAACCUAGGGUUCCGCCGGCAUGGGAUCCGUCGCCUCCGCCGCAGCGUCGCCGCCGCCUCCCCCGGCGCAGCCCCAAGAGGGUGCGUCGCCGUAUGGAGUCGGACUCGCCGGGAUCCUCCCGCCGAGGCCGGAGGGGGAGGUGAAGAAGGAGAAGGUCGACUACCUCAACCUCCCCUGCCCGGUGCCCUUCGAGGAGAUCCAGCGCGAGGCCCUGAUGUCGCUGAAGCCUGAACUUUUUGAAGGAUUGAGGUUUGACUUCACAAAAGGGUUAAAUCAAAAGUUUUCACUUAGCCACAGUGUUUUUAUGGGCUCCUUAGAAGUACCAUCUCAGUCACCUGACACUAUAAAAGUUCCAACUGCACAUUAUGAAUUUGGUGCCAAUUUCUUAGACCCAAAGUUAAUGCUCAUUGGAAGGGUGAUGACUGAUGGAAGACUGAAUGCUCGUGUGAAAUGUGAUUUGACAGACAAUCUUACGCUAAAAGUAAAUGCACAGCUUACCCAUGAGGCGCAUUACUCCCAAGGAAUGUUUAACCUUGAUUACAAGGGCACUGACUAUCGAGCACAAUUUCAAAUUGGAAACAAUGCAUUUUAUGGUGCAAAUUAUAUUCAGAGUGUUACACCAAACCUGUCAAUGGGAACUGAAAUAUUCUGGCUUGGCCACCAGAGAAAGUCAGGGAUUGGUUUUGCCUCUCGCUAUAACACGGAUAAAAUGGUGGGUACUCUACAGGUCGCAAGCACUGGAAUAGUUGCCUUGAGUUAUGUCCAGAAAGUUUCCGAGAAGGUUUCCCUCGCAUCUGACUUCAUGUAUAACCACAUGUCAAAAGACGUGACUUCCAGCUUUGGUUAUGAUUACUUGCUUAGGCAGUGCCGUCUAAGAGGCAAAAUUGACUCAAAUGGUGUUGUUGCUGCAUACUUAGAGGAGAGAUUGAACAUGGGUGUUAACUUCCUUCUUUCUGCAGAGAUUGAUCAUCCAAAGAAGAACUACAAGUUUGGUUUUGGAAUGACUGUAGGAGAGUAAUUCUGCUGAAACUAUUGCUGUUUUCUGUGGGUGCACAUGAGAUACUUGGGCAGUUGUCUUUGCAUGGAUGUUACAGCACUUCAGGCCUCAGUUUUGAGUGAACAGUUUCUUGCCCCGGUGCCGUGGGAAAAUAUAGGAGCAAUCCAUUGCAACUUUACAGAGUUUCUCUCUGUGUAUUGGUGGUUGUGUACUUUCAGCAGCUUGAGAUAAUAUGAGCAUGGGGGCCAUGAUUCUUUGUUCAUCUUAGAUGGAACAAGCUGAACAGUUUGAAUAGUUUUGUCAGCUGGUAGCGAUUUUUACUCCUAAGUCGACACCAGCUCACCACAGGCCUUUUGUGUAUGAUCAUCUUAAACGAGCCACAGAAGAUUUACGGUUCAAAGGUUCUGACCAUCUGCCAUAUUUGCUAUUCUCACGGGCUUCUGUUCAUCUAUGCUUAGUCAGCAUGAGAUUUAGUACGUUGUGUUAAUCGCACCAGUAUUUGUUUUCGGUCUUUCAGUACCAAAGCAAUUUUGUUUCAGUUC